Molecule: messenger RNA, 3363 nt
Organism: Toxorhynchites rutilus septentrionalis
Lineage: Eukaryota; Metazoa; Arthropoda; Insecta; Diptera; Culicidae
Product: fibroblast growth factor receptor 3-like
Exons: 5
Coding region: 754-1722 (322 amino acids)
Source: RefSeq, a predicted model, not a curated record
GCCUUUUCCGAUACUGACGCAAGCAAGCAAGAAUGAACGUUUUCAGUCCAAAGCGAACCGUGUGCCAGAGUGGACGUGUGUCACUCGAAGUUCAAAGCGAUAUAAAGUGUGUGCCGGUUUUCCUUUUUUUCAGUUCUCGUUCCUCUCCGUGUUCCCCCUGUUUAUAACACCCGGUGCUAAACGUGAAAACAUUGUGCGGGAUAAACAAAUUUGUGCUAUAUUUUGAUAUUCUGGGAAGUACGAAACGAACCUCAACGCAGAACCUAUUCAGCUUGUUCAGAGUUUCCUUAUUAUGUUCCCAAUACUGUGAAUCAGUAAUACGUCUAGCGGAAGUGUGUCGGCAAGAAACAAUAAAUAAUCAUUUGAACGGGGAAACGGCUAUGCCAAAUAGAAUAUAGAAACAGGAAUAUCGCCUCACAUGUUUGCGUAUAGCCUUCUCAAAGUGAAGAAAGUGUGAUCUUAAAGCGUGUUGAAUACAAAAAAAACACUGUUGGAUAAUACGUGUGAAGAAAAAUAUAGUCACAGUGAUAUUAUUUGUUUGAUUUAUUAAUGAGCAUAUUACUGUCACCAUUUGGAGUGUAUCCAUUCUUGUUCGCUGUGCCGCGUGUCGUUCCGCAUGUCAUCAACAUAUUUAUCGGUAACACUACACCUUUGAAUAAGACAAAACAACAUAAAGACGUCGGUGUGCGGUGAGUCGUUUGUUGAGCUCUUUUGUGCUGCCCAAGCAACAAUACACAGCAUAAAUCAUUCGACAUGCUGUCGCACAAAUGUUUACUCACCGAAAUGAAAAGGUGUUACGAUGUUGCCGUUCGAAAGCCACAGACUUUGCUGGUUGCCAUCUGUCUGAUGAUCACUACCCAACUGUUCAGCGAAGCGCGAGGGGAGGAUCACUGCAGCCGGUACAGAUACAACAAUGCACUCACCACGGAUCACAUGCAGUUCACCAAAGAGAUACCCGAUUUGGAGUACGGCAUUCUAGGACAAUUCAAAAGCCUGCAUUGUUGUGCGAAGGGAUAUCGUAGCAUCGAAUGGUUCAAAAAUGGUCAACCUUACCCGUGGGGAGGGGAUAUUUCUUCGCUCAUUGUUUAUCCGGAGGCGGCGAAUCAAACCAUCUACACUCAUAGAGUUGCGGAAGCUGACAUAGGGAAUUACUCCUGUGUGCUACGGAACGAUACGAGCAUUAUACGGCACGACAUUGAGUUGCGGAUGCAAGAAGACAAACCAGACUUCCCACUGCCGACGUUCAGGCCGAAAGAUUUGAUCAUCAGUCUAGGUGAAACCGCGCGCUUCUACUGCGAGGCAUUCGUGGGCAAGCUCGAUCUACCGGAUGCGACCAAUAAAGUUGUGUGGAUGCAGAUGCUGGACGACAAGCCAGCAUCUGUACUGGACGCCAAUCAGUUGAAUGUGACGAGGGAGGACGGCCAAAUCAUUGGUUCCUAUCUGUCGAUACCGAGAAUUCAGCAGCACCAUUACGGGCGGUAUCGCUGCCAAAUAACUUCCGGCAAUCUCGCCCGGCCACUCGAACUGAGCGUUUCACUCUCACCAGCGCAGGUGACUGCCGUUGAGGAGUCCGAGUUCGAGUUUUUAGCAUUGAUAAUCAUUGUGUCGAUAGCGUCUCUACUCGCAAUCAUGCUCUUCGUUCUUUGUAAGCUAGACCAGCGAAAAGGCCAUAGUGAAAAUCGCUGUUCAGCGCAGUUUAUUGCUGACAACGAGAACAUGUAAAACUUAGUGGGUAUUAGAUCGUAGUACUAUGUAUAUUACUUAAUCAACCUAUUUAUUCGUACCAAUUAUAGCUGUAAGCUAUGACUAUACAUUAUUUGUUAAUAACUCCUCAGUACUAUAUAUUGUUUCGAAUCCGUUGCCAAUUGUGAACGCAACACACAAAAAAAACAAUAUUGUAAAUAAAUCAUUCAUAAUGGUAAUUGGCUAGACGCCGGUUACCUGCUGUUAGUUACUUUGUUUUCUCAUGGACAAAAAAGGGUAGAACCAUAAUAAAAGCCACUUAUGAGACUGACUUUUGUGAUUAUGUAGAGGUCUAUUUUACUGUCUACGGUGCUGCCAAUUAGCAUGCUAGAAGAGGGCGCAGAACUAAAACAAUGCGAGAAUAAUUUCUGUAACAAAUCAAACACCUCAGAAGCAUAAUCGCCUCAAUACAUGUGUGUGUGUGUGUGUGUGACAGCUGUUAUACACGUUAAACGUCAAACGACAGUGAUGCAAAAUCGAACGUAUAUAUGUUGGCUUGGAAAGUAUUAUCUCUAUUAUUAAUAGUUGGAAUGCAAAAAUUAGCUAAAAGCAAUAAUGAAUACAUUAUAUGAUAAUAAUCAUGAGUACUAAUCGAAUUAUUUAUGUAUAAUGUUUGUAGGUUAAGUGAUGUACCAGUGAUUGAAAGCACAAAUCGGUUUUAGUUUCGAUUUUGAACAUUCCUUUUGAUUUCAAACAAAGUUUGAACUAUAACAGUCGAAAGUAGUCAUCCGUUAUGACAGUACUUGAGCAGAACGAUUUUGUGUCAUCGGAUAGACAUUAACAUAUAAUACGGGAAGAAAUGUAUAAUGCAGCUAGACAUUUCUACCAAUAUCAUUUCAAUUGUAAAAACAAAAACGAAGUGUUGUGUAAUGGAAAUGUAAACAAUGUAAUAAAGUAUUGUAAAUAUACUAUUCUGAUAAAUAUAUGUCUACUGCUAUUACCGCUACUUUCGCGGUACACAUAUAGGUAGAGACGAAAGCACGUGAUGUGCAGAACCUCUUAAAUGAAACAAACAACUGUACAAGGAAAACCCAAUUGCUCAUCAUGGAAGUAAUAUACCACGAACCUGCAGUGAUUUGGUACGUUGGUCUUCAAAUGUUUUAGAUUUGUUGAAUAGGGCCUAAUGUUCGCUAUCACCACCUAAAACUCACGGUAUCGCAUGUUAUCAUAAACUCAAGCACAUCAAGAAACACGUAGCAUCAAAAAUAAACUUUAGAGCCCAUAUGACUAAAUAAAUGUCUUCGUAAGAUAAGUUAUGCCGAUGAUGAUACGGUGUCGACAUCUACCGUGGUGUGAAGUGAAUUAUUCUCUCUUUUUCUCUUUUUUCUAUAAAUAUCCCAAUAGUUCCCCUAAACUGCAUAAUAAAACUGUAAAAUGCGUUUCAAAUCACUGAAAUCAACUUUGACAAAGGGAGGUUAAUUUUCAUUUCAAGAGUGUGUUUAUUGCAUCUGAAAUCCGUUACUAUUUUCGUUUCACACCAAUGGAACACAAAACUCAAUGCCUUCAAUACAAAUAGUUUCUUGGUCGAUUAGUUCCAUGACUAGCAAUGUACCGUAUAUCUAUUUCAUAGGUCUUGUAAACUUCACGAUAAAUACAACGCUUUCGUGGACAAUUUUUAAA